UGGGGACUGUAGAAAGGGGCGGAGAGAUCCAGGAGCUGCCUAGCCAGGAGCUGAGCUGAGGUCGGCUGAGCCCUGGGACAGCCUGCAGAGCAGCUCAGGAUGGCAUCAGGCAGGGUACGUUGCACCCGAAAGCUCCGGAACUGGGUGGUGGAGCAAGUGGAGAGCGGCCAGUUCCCAGGAGUGUGCUGGGAAGAUGCGGCCAAGACCAUGUUCCGGAUUCCCUGGAAGCACGCAGGCAAGCAGGACUUCCGGGAGGAUCAGGAUGCCGCCUUCUUCAAGGCCUGGGCGAUAUUUAAGGGAAAGUAUAAGGAGGGGGACUCGGAAGGCCCUGCUAUCUGGAAGACUCGUCUGCGCUGUGCUCUGAACAAGAGUUCUGAGUUCCAGGAGGUUCCUGAGAAUGGCCACAGGGAUGGGGCUGAGCCCUACAAGGUGUACCGGCUGCUGCCACCCGGAACCCUCCCCGCUCAGCCAGGGACUCAGAAAUCACCAUCAAAGCGACACCACAGUUCUGUGUCCUCUGAGAGGAAGGAGGAUGAGGUUACCACGAAGAACUGCAUACUCAGCCCCUCCUUGCUCCAGGACCCCCUCAAAAAUGAGCUGGUGGAGUCCAGUGGGGGAGUAACCUAUUCAGACUCCGGAAGCAGCCGCAGCAGCAACAGCCCUGAGCCUCAGGAAGGUAGGGACACAGCUGAGGCCCCUCUCCAAGGAGAUCUGGUGUCCCCCGAGCUUCUGCCCCCUCCAGGUUCAGACUACUCUCUGCUGCUCACCUUCAUCUACGAUGGACGUGUGGUGGGUGAGGCCCAGGUGCAGAGCCUGGACUGCCGCCUCGUGGCUGAGCCCUCGGUCUCCCAGUGCGGCAUGGAGCAGGUGAUAUUUCCCAAACCCGGCCCACAAGAGCCCACCCAGCGCUUGCUGAGCCAGCUCAAGAGAGGGGUCCUGGUGGCCAGCAACUCCCGAGGCCUCUUUGUGCAGCGCCUUUGCCCCAUCCCCAUCUCCUGGAACGCGCCCCAGGCUCCACCUGGUCCAGGCCCGCACCUGCUGCCCAGCAACGAGUGCGUGGAGCUCUUCAGAACCGCCUAUUUCUGCAGAGACCUGGCCAGGUACUUCCAGGGCCUGGGCCCCGCACCCGAGUUCCAGGUGACACUGAAUUUCUGGGAGGAGAGCCCUGGCCCCAACCACACCCCACAGAGUCUUAUCACAGUGCAGAUGGAGCAGGCCUUUGCCCGACAUUUACUGGAGAAGACUCCAGAGGAUCAGGCAGCCAUCCUGUCCCUGGUGCAGAGCCUGGAGGACCCGGCCCCUUCUCCUCUCUCUGUUCCUCCUAUCUGCUUUGAGAGAGCCUCUUCCUCCACGCUCUCGACCUGCCUCCCACGGUGAUCAUUCUCAUUGGUUGUCUGUGGUGAUUUAGUCCUUGAACUCCUCAUAGACCCUGGUUGGUGGGGAACUCAAGGAUGACUUUUUUUUUCUUCUUUUUUUAAUUUUGAGGUAUACCCUCUUUUGUCUCUGAGGAACUGAACUGGGCAAGUACAGAUGGCGUGAACUCAGGGGGCCUUUCCCUCUGCCCGCAACCCUAAAACCUAGCACUUUAUAUUUUCUUCUUAGGUCUUCACUAAGGGUUGAAAAUAAAAUUCUAUUGAAAAGGAA
Messenger RNA from Mesoplodon densirostris (Blainville's beaked whale), 1644 nucleotides. It is a transcript of the gene IRF9, whose product is annotated as interferon regulatory factor 9. Gene Ontology annotation, molecular function: protein binding; RNA polymerase II cis-regulatory region sequence-specific DNA binding; DNA-binding transcription factor activity, RNA polymerase II-specific. Gene Ontology annotation, biological process: regulation of transcription by RNA polymerase II; immune system process. Lineage: Eukaryota; Metazoa; Chordata; Mammalia; Artiodactyla; Ziphiidae. Gene Ontology annotation, cellular component: nucleus. The record is from RefSeq and is a predicted model, not a curated record.